AGGACUCAACUGCAUGUGAAAUAAAAAUGGACCCUGAAACACUCUCGGCGAACUUGUUUAAGUGGGACACCAGAGCCGCCCUGGCUCCGCCUGCGUCCCGUAUUUACGAACCCAUAACAUUACAACAACAGCCGCAGCAACCACCACCUCCUCCUCCGUCCAUGGUCGCAACCUCGGCGGGGAUGGGUGGCUAUUUGGUCCGUGAUAACAGGGAUCUUGGAGGGUUGGAGGAGGUGUUCCAUGCUUACGGUGUACGGUAUUUCACGGCCACGAAGAUAGCGGAGCUUGGGUUCACGGCGAACACGCUGUUGGACAUGAAAGAUGAAGAGCUCGACGAGAUGAUGAACAGCUUGUCCCAUAUUUUCCGAUGGGAUUUACUUGUUGGUGAGAGGUACGGCAUCAAAGCCGCCGUCAGAGCGGAGCGACGCCGCCAGGAGGAGGAGGAUUCGAGGCGGCGCUACCUUCUUUCUUCCGACACUACCAACACCCUUGACGCUCUAUCUCAAGAAGGCUUGUCGGAAGAACCGGUGCAACAAGAAAAUGAAGCUGCGGGGAGUGGCGGUGGCGGAGGUGCAUGGGAGAUGGCGGCGAUUGGGAGCUGUGCAGGAGGAAAGGCGAAGCAAGGUAACCAACGGAGGGGCAAGCAAAUUCGUGUAAGGGGUAGAAUCGGAUCGUCUUCACAAGUGGUUGGAGGAGAUGAUAAUUACGAGAAUGAAAGUGAGGACGAUCCAGAGAAUGGUGGCGGUGGCGGAGUAGAGCGGCAGAGAGAGCAUCCGUUCAUUGUGACUGAGCCGGGGGAGGUGGCGCGUGGAAAAAAGAAUGGACUUGAUUACCUGUUUCAUCUAUACGAACAGUGCCGUGAUUUCUUGAUCCAAGUUCAGAGUAUUGCGAAAGAGAGGGGUGAAAAAUGUCCAACCAAGGUGACGAACCAGGUGUUUAGGUAUGCAAAGAAGGCAGGUGCGAGCUACAUCAACAAGCCAAAAAUGAGACACUACGUUCAUUGCUAUGCGCUGCAUUGUCUUGAUGAGGUUGCUUCGAAUGCACUGAGGAGGGCUUUCAAGGAGAGAGGUGAGAAUGUCGGAGCUUGGAGGCAGGCUUGCUACAAGCCAUUGGUAUCGAUUGCAGCUCGACAAGGUUGGGACAUUGAUGCGAUAUUCAACACACAUCCACGUCUGUCGAUAUGGUAUGUUCCAACCAAACUCCGGCAGCUCUGUCAUGCUGAACGCAGCAGUGCUGCCAUGGCAGCUGCUACUGCUGCUUCGACUUCCGUCGUUGGUUGUAGCGGUGGUGGUCAUCUCCAGUUUUAGGUUAAUUACUGUUUGUGGGAUGAACUUUAUGGGCUGGUUAAUUGUUUACUAAGAUAAUGGAAGUUUUAGUUUGAAAUUCCAUGCGGUGUAUACGAUGAAUGACUGUAGUAAUGCUUGUGCUUGCAUCGGUGUUAUAAAUAUGUUG
Lactuca saligna is the source of this 1452-nucleotide messenger RNA. Lineage: Eukaryota; Viridiplantae; Streptophyta; Magnoliopsida; Asterales; Asteraceae. The record is from the annotation of a GenBank genome assembly.